AUGUAUAGCGCUAAUGAAUUCAAAGAGCUGGAAAUUCGGAAUAGCUAUAGAUUGAGAGAGCUAAGAAGAACCGCAUAUAUAAUAGGUGUAAAUUUAAGUGCGCCAACUGCGCGCAAAAGAUGGCUGUGCGUUAUCACUUUGCUGCUGCUCAUUUUGAGUUUCAUCGGCUUGUACCCACGUUGGUUGAUGCUACAACAUGCCGAAGGUGAUAUUCCGCUCAUAGCAGAGACCAUUACCACGGUACUACAAACAACAACAACUAUGGUUAAAAUUACUUACUUUCUAAUUAUGCAACAUCAAUGCCAGUUUUUGCUUCAUAAAGUUGAAACUCAUGAGCUUCUUCAAAGUAUUGAAAUUUUUACGACAGAUAUGCCCAUUAAAAUGCAGUUGAAGCAAGAACUUGAUGCAAUUAUGAAUACUUCAUGGAGGGAAGCACGUCGACAACUUUUAGGCUCUCUCAUAACUUGUGCCAGCAUAAUUAGCAAUUACUUCUUCAACGCGCUCUUCACAAAUUUAUAUAAUCAAAUACGAGGAACGCCAGACUAUGUACAUAUUUUACCUUUCACCGGUUAUCCUAUGUUUCUAGACAAGGGUAUGACCUCAUUUUACUAUGCAGCGGAAAUGUUUAUUGGUGGAUGCUCUCUUUUGGCCGCUGGCAUGUGUUCUGUCAGUUUCCAUUGCAUUUUUAUGGUACUUAGCAAGCAUGCUUGUGGGCUUGUCCAGGUGUUGUGUGCGUUACUAGAAAAAUCGACCUCACCGCUGGUGCCGAAACAUCGACGCGAUGAAUAUUUGCGUUAUUGUGUGAUUCAACACCAACGCACACUUGAGUUCAUCAAUGAUAUCAAUGAGCUCUUCAAGCACAUCACUCUCUCGCAUUUUCUGCAUAGCUUGGCAAUUUAUGGUUUCGUACUGUUCGAAAUGAAUUUUGGUUUGGAAACAAAUAAGAUUACCUUUGUGCGUAUGUUGAUGUAUAUUGGCGCUGCUCUCACCGUGGAUUCUAUGUAUUACGUUAAUGGUCAAUACUUAGCAACAGAGCUCGAAGCUAUUCCAGUGGCCUGCUACAACUGUCAGUGGUACAAUGAGUCAGAGGACUUUAAAAAAACUUUGAAAUUGAUAAUAAUGCGUUCCAACAAGGAGUUCUGUUUCCAAAUAUCGUGGUUCGGAGUAAUGUCUUUGACAACGUUGUUGGGCAUUUUAAAGGCCAGUUUUUCGUACUUUCUAAUACUUCAAGACAUAACAGAUGAAGAAGACUAA
Anastrepha obliqua is the source of this 1254-nucleotide messenger RNA. RefSeq names its product odorant receptor 63a-like. Gene Ontology annotation, cellular component: plasma membrane. Lineage: Eukaryota; Metazoa; Arthropoda; Insecta; Diptera; Tephritidae. The coding region runs from base 1 to 1254 and encodes 417 amino acids. The transcript is spliced from 10 exons. The record is from RefSeq and is a predicted model, not a curated record. Gene Ontology annotation, molecular function: odorant binding; olfactory receptor activity. Gene Ontology annotation, biological process: detection of chemical stimulus involved in sensory perception of smell; sensory perception of smell.